Messenger RNA from Darwinula stevensoni, 7766 nucleotides. The record is from the annotation of a GenBank genome assembly. Lineage: Eukaryota; Metazoa; Arthropoda; Ostracoda; Podocopida; Darwinulidae.
AUGAACAUAAUUGAAAGUCGCAUUCUUUCCCCGGUCGACUCCUUGACACCCGGAUCUCCAGACUUACACGGGCACGAUCCUCAUCGCCGUCAACCCUUACAAGAAAUUGAGCAUCUAUUCUCAGGUGAGACUCCCGUUCCCGAAGGGAAGAUCCAAACAAACGGCAUCGAUCAAGUGUUUCGCUACCGCGGGGAGAAGAUCGGUCACCUGGAGCCGCACGUGUUCGCGAUCGCGGAGGCGUCCUACCGGGCCCUGCAGGGAGACGGCGGGACCGGGAACCAGAGCUGCGUGAUCAGCGGGGAGAGCGGGGCGGGGAAGACGGAGAGCACCAAGUUCAUCCUGCAGUAUCUCUGCUCCGUGACCUCCAAUGUGUCCACGUGGGUGGAGCAGCAGAUCCUGGAGGCGAAUACCAUACUGGAGGCCUUUGGGAACGCGAAGACGGUUCGGAACGACAAUUCGAGCCGAUUCGGGAAGUUCAUGCAGGUGUGCUUCGACAACCGGUGGAUGAUCCGCGGAUGCAUCGUCCAGGAUUAUCUCCUCGAGCAAUCCCGGAUCACCUUUCAAUCCCAGGAAGAAAGAAACUAUCACGUCUUCUAUCAACUCGUCGCCGGCGCCCAAUGGGAGCAUGGGGCAUUUGGGACGGGCGGAGCUUUCGCCUCGCUUGCGGUCGGGAACGUAGCCUUAGGCGAUUCCAUCGUGAUGGGGCAGGUGCAGGAUGGAUUCGUGCGUCGCUUGGGACAAGUUGUCCCAUUGACUCGUGCCGAUACGCCUGCUGACAAGAGCAAGGAGCUCCGGGAGCAGUUCCACCUCCGCCCGGCCAGCGAGUACCAGUACUUGUCGCAGAGCGGGUGCAUCCGGAUCGACGGGGUGUCGGACCAGGAGCGGUUCGACGCGCUGCGACUCGCCUUCGACGUCCUGCACGUUCCGUCGGCCAUGUGCGACGGGAUCUACGGCGUCCUGUCGGCCAUCCUCUGGCUCGGGAAUCUCAGCUUCCAGGACAUCGACGGAGAGAAGUGCGAGCUCGGGACGGGAGACUCUUCGGUGCUGGGCCACGUGUCGGAGCUGCUGGGUCUGGACCUGGAGGAGCUGACCCAGGCAUGCCUCAAGCGGCAGAUCCACGUCCGGGGGACCGUCACCGAGAUCCCGCUCAAGCUCCCAGAGGCGAUCGAGAACCGCCACGCGAUGGCGAAAGCGCUCUACUCGCGGACGUUCGCCUGGCUCGUGAACCACAUCAACAAGUGCACGAACCCCGGCCAGGAUUCCUCCACGUUCCUCGGGGUCCUCGACAUCUUCGGCUUCGAGAACUUCUCGGCCAACUCCUUCGAGCAGCUGUGCAUCAACUACACCAACGAGAAGCUGCAUCGCUUCUUUAACCAUUACGUCUUCGCCCUGGAGCAAGAAAUCUACAAGAAGGAGGAGAUCGAGUACGCUCACAUCCAGUACUCUGACAAUACGGAGUGCCUGGAGUUGAUCGAGAAGCCGCCAAAGUGCAUCUUGAAGCUCUUGUCGGAGGAAUGUAGAAUGCCCAAGGAGUUCGAAGGCCACAAGCACUACCUGAAGGGCGAGGACCGGCGGAACUGGGAGUCCGAGUUCGGGAUCAGCCACUACGCCGGGAGCGUGACGUACAGGAUCAACGGGUUCGUGGACAAGAACCGGGACGCACAGCAGGAUCUGCUCUUUCAUCUCAUGUCGCGUUCCCGCAACAAGUUCGUUCAGGAUCUCACCAAUUUUCAUGAUCUGCUGGGAUGCACACUGUCCCGAAUGGGAAGCGUGACCGGGACCAUUCGAGCCACGGCGACGACGAAGGGGAAGCCCACGGUCGCCGACACUUUCAGGCAUCAGUUGCAGGCUCUCGUCGAUGUCCUUCAGUCCACCAAUCCAUGGUACGUGAGGUGCAUCAAACCGAACAUGAACAAGGCCGCGGACAACUACGAUUCCGAGUUCGUCUUGGACCAGCUCAAGUACUUGGGAAUGUGCGAAAUCAUUCGGAUCCGGAAGCACGGCUAUCCGAUCCACAUGCCUUUCGCCGAAUUCCUGCAACGAUAUCGCUGUCUCGUGCUCAAGCAGAAAGUGCCAGCUGAUCAACUCGAGGCCAUCAGAUUCAUAAUCAGAGGCUUCACCGUGCCAAAGAUGGAAUGGCAGCUAGGAAAGACCAAGGUGUUCCUCCGCAGCUGCAUCCACGAACCGCUGGAGGAGAAGCGGGCCUCCCUCGUCCACCGGAGCGCCGUCUGCAUCCAGAGGAUCUGGCGCGGCCAUUCCAAGCGGAAAGUGUUCGCGAAGAAGCGAGCGGCGGCCGUUCGGAUCCAGUGUGCGUACCGGAGCAUGAAGCAGCGCAUCCAGUUCCUCCGAAUGCGCCGGGCAGCCGUCACCAUCCAGGCGUUUAUCAGGGGCAUCUUCGCCCGAGAGGUGGCUGACGCCCUCCGAGAGAUGAAAAGGGUGGAGGAGGAAGCGAGGCGGAAAGAGGAAGAAGAAAGACGGAGGCACGAGAGCACAAGGGAGGUGGAAGAGGACACGCUGACGGAGGACACGGAGGAGACGGAGAGCACCAGCGAUCUCACCGACUCCGGCCCUGGGAGUGACAUCCUGGAAGAGCUGGACACCUUGGCGGAGCAGCUGAACUCCAGGAUGGCAGAUCGACAGGAGAAACAGCCCCAGCAGAAUCAGGUCGAUCUGGACAACCUCUUCUCGUUCCUCGGGGACACCCCCACGAAGGCCCGGAAGGAGGCGCCGUCCCUCAACGACAUCGACAAGGAGAUGGAGAGUCUGGUCUCCGACCUGCAGGAAGAGCUGGAGAAUCAAGGAAACAGGGAAGAAGCCUCGGAGAAAGGCCUCGCAGCCCCGGCAUACCCACUGAGCAAGAGACCCCGAAGCAUCCAUCUCCCCCCGCCGGAAGGCCCCCCGCCUCCCCCCCCGACCUCGGUCGAAGCCCCCUCCCCGCCCCCUCUCCCGGCCCCCCGAGAGGAAGACUACCUCCCCUCCCCCCCUCCGGCCCUCGACGACGCGACCGACUCCUCCGAGCUGGACGCCGCCGCGACGACCAUCUCCCCCCCGACGGAAUUCAGCAACGGACGCCGGACCAAGGAGAACCACUACGCGUCGGUCCAGGUCCUCCGCCGCCUUCCGGCCCCCAUCCCGCCCCUCGCCCCGAGGAGUCGCAGCCCUUCCCCGAAGGCGAGGCUUCAUUCGCCCAUCGAAUCUGCUGGCACCGCCGCUUCCAGCAAUUCCGCCGGCGUGCAAUCCACGCACUCGUGGAAAUUCAACGGGACCGCGCCGGAGGGGGCGGAGAACCCGGAGCGGGAGGCGAAGAAGCGGCAGCGCGUCGAGAGGAGGCUGCAGGAGAUGGAGGAGCAGGAGGAGGUCCGCGCGGACGCCGCGGCGGCCGCGGAGCACUGCGACAUCAUCGAGUUCGCGGAGAAGUACUUCAACUUCCACGAGCGCUGCCCCGAAGGGACGAUCGUGGCGACGCUGAAGCGCGGGCGGCAGAGCUCGGUGGACUACCUGCCCAAGUACGAGAUGGUGACGUAUUACAAAGGGAAUUCCAUCCCGAAUUCCCACAUUCACAUGUACGACCCGGACAACGUGAACAUCGCUUGCUCCAUAUUCAAGGUAGGAUUCGACCGACGCGCGUCCGCUUCUCGCCCGAAGACCGAGCUGAAAAUCCCCGAUCGCUCUCGAACCCAGGAUCUGUGCAAGUACAUGAGAGGGGAGCUGAAACCGGACCAGGAAGUCCAGGUGAUUCAGAGCAUCGUCGGCUUCGGGAUCGAACGGGAGGAGCUGCGGGACGAGAUCUACGUCCAGUGCAUGCGGCAGAGCACCAACGGACCCAAUCCCGAGUGGACGGAGAGGAUCUGGCUCCUCCUCUGUCUCUGCAUCGUCGCGUUUCAUCCGAGCAAGGCUUUUAGCAAGUAUUUCACGAGUUUCCUGCGGAAGAGCCUCUCGACGGAGGGGAAGACGCGACGAUACGUGCAUUGGUGCAUGGAGAAUUCCAAGAGCACGAAGGUUCAUUCCCGCAAGCACCCGCCUUCCAUGGUCGAGAUCGCCGCGAUGAGGAGGCUCGGCACGAUCGUGUGCCGGUUCUUCUUCCUGGACCGGAGGACGAAGGCGAUCGACAUCCAUCCGUGCGACACGGCCAUGGACGCCAUGCACAAGCUGGCCGAGAAGAUCGGGCUGCAGAGUCUCGACGGCUGGGCCAUCUACGAGGCGAGCAGCGAGGGGGAGUCGCACGUCAAGGCGCACGAUUUUCUCUACGAUGUCAUCUCCCUGUGGGAAAUGUACGGGGAGGUUCUUUUCUUUCUUUGUGGGGGUCGUGGUGGUGCGGGGGGAGUCGGGGCUCGGAAGCAGGCCAGGAGCGCCUCUCCCGGGGCGUUCUCGACGUGGAGCCGUCGAGCGAAGACCCUGUCGAUCGGGGACCAUCGGUUCGUCUUCAAGAAGCGGCUGUUCCGGUCCACCAGGGAGAUCUCGCAGGAUCCGGUCGAGAUCAGUCUCCUCUACGCCCAGGCCGUUCAUUCCGUCGUUCGGCUGGAUGCAUUCCCGGUGACGGAGAAAGUGGGAAUCCAGUUGGCAGGUCUGCAGGCGCAGGCCUCGAUGGGCGACCCUCAACAGGAUCACAGAGACGAUUAUUCCCAUCCCGAGGCCUUCCUCCCCGCCAGGAUCCUCGCCGUCCGGCCUCCCAACGAAUGGGCCCAGAUAUUGGCCCAGGCGCACGCUCAUUACGGACGGGGGAAGUCGGAGUUGGCAGCCAAGGUCUGGUUCCUCUCCUGCAUCAUGCAGUAUCCUCAGUGGGGUUCGUCCUUGUUUCAAGUCAAGUACCGCGGGUACUGGUCCUACGGGAACAGCCUGAACUUGGGUGUGAACAGCCUGGGCAUCCUGCUGAUCAAUCCGGACGACAAGUUCAUCAUGUCCGAGUACCGGUACGCAAACAUCGAGUCCAUCUUCGUGGACCCGAGCGACAAUUUCAUCACCCUGAACCUCAUCAAGAGCCACCAGACCGACUCGCACCAUUGCUUCGUGUUCGAAACGCCGGAGAAAAAUGAGAUCGGUUCCCUCAUUGCCAGCUAUUACCCGCCGCUCGCGCGCUGGAUCAAGGACCAGGAUCUCCCUCUCCGAAGGGUCAAGUUGACUCCCGAGGACAGAGCGAGACUGUUCUACAAUGUCAUCAACGCCCGCCGGGCCCUCAUCGACAACGAGAUCGUGAAGAAGCCCGUCGACGAUCAUGCCAGCUUCCUCAGGACCACCCUCCGAAGGUUGGGCAAGCAGCGCGUGGAGCGAUGGAAGCAGGACGAGGGCGGGGAGUGCUACCGCGGGUUCCUGCACAGUUUCUGGGCCUUCAGCCGCCACCCGAUCACGCAGAGUCUGGCGAGUCUGGAGAACGCGGAGCACGAGAACCUGGCUCUUCAGCUGUUUGUUCUCGUUCUCACCUACGUUGGCCUCUCCCAGAACGGCGAAGGAAAAGGAGUGUCAGACGGAGACCUGAUCGCCGUGAUCCAGACGAUCUUCGAGCGAGUGAUGGGGAACGAGGCAUUGCUCAACGAACUGUACCUGCAGCUGACGAAGCAGACGACGGACCACCCGGACCCGAACUCCCGGGUGAACCUCCGCCACUGGUCCCUGAUGGCCCUCGCGUGCUCCGUCAUCCUCCCCUCCAACAAGCUGGUCCGGAAGUACCUCGCGGCUCACCUCAGGCGGUGCUCGUCCGACUUUGUCAACGAGGAGGGCAAGUAUGCCCGGUUUGCGGAGAAGAGCAUGAUGAAGACCCUCGAGAGUCCGAGGAGACAAUGGCCCCCUUCCCAGCAAGAGAUCAGAUGCACGCUCAACCGUCGCCCCAUCUACACCCGGUUCCACUUCAUGGACGGACAAUACCAAGCCGUGGAAUUCGAGCCCUCGGCCUCGGCCGGAGAGGUACUGGAGCUGGUGCGGGGUAAGAUCGGGCUCCGCGAGACGGCGAAGGGAUUUGCCCUCUAUGAGGUCUAUGGGAACCAGGAGCGGAGCCUCCAGAAGGACGAGAAGCUGGUGGACGUGUUGUCCAAGUGGGAGCGAUUCCGUGCCUCCUCGUCUGGGAAGCAGAGCCGCAAGCAGCACAAGCUCCUCUUCAAGAAACACCUGUUUAUCGAGGCGGACUUGGAUGAUCCGGUGGAACAGGAACUGCUCUAUCAUCAGACCUUGAACACUCUCAGAGCUGACCGUUUCCCGCUCACUCAAAUGGAAGCUGUGAUGCUGUGCUCAUUAGUGGCACAAGUGGAGUCAGGAGGAGCGAAGGAGGACUUGGAUUACCAGGCGCUGGUGAACCAGGUCCUUCCUUCGAGGCUGUUGGCGACGGUGACACCGGAAAUGGUGCAGACGCAUCACGAGGGCCUGGGGCAGGGCGGGAUGGCCGUGUCCCAGGCCAAGCAGGCCUUCCUCUCUCUCAUCCAGAGUUGGCCGUUGUAUCGAUCCACCGUUUUUGAUGUCUCGCAAUCAUUCACCUCCAACUGGCCCCGGGCACUAUGGCUGGCAGUCGACCCUGGUGGGGUCCACCUGCUGGAACCGCGAUCCCGGGGCGUCCUCUGCACUUACGACUACGACUACAUAAUCAACUACAGCCCUUCCAUCAGCUCUCUCAUGAUCAUCACUGGAUCUCUUCGAAAGCAGAGCAAAAUCAUCCUCCAUACCAACCAGGCAUUUCACAUUGCGACACUGAUCCGGGACUACGCGCAAGCACUGCGGCCAUCGAGCACAAUGGGCUGCAGUGCGCAGACGCAGAAUCCGCCUCGGAUGAUGUCACGACCCGGGAUGAUCCAACCUCAUCCCAUCCUAGGAAGUCCCGUGGGAAGCGACAUCUAGCCUGUUGCCAGGGAAACGAUCGUUCGACGAAGAGGGAGAAAAUCACUUCUACCCUGAGAGAUAGAUGCCAAACCGUGGACGUCGAUUCGUUGUCUCGUUUUUGUGAUCUCAUAUUUUUUAUCGUUAUUUAUUCGCAGUUUUCAAUGGAGAAUUGGGGGCAUUGAUCUUCUUUCUGCACUGCACUCUUACUCGGAACAGAGCAGAUUUUUUCAUCAUCAAGCCAGUUCUUCCAGUUGUUUGAAACGUUUUUAUUUUCCCAGCUAGUUGGCAUAGAAAUCCUCCCAUCAUUUCCCAGAGAAACCCAGUUGCUUUAUUAGGCCAUGGGGCAUUGAAAAGAGCUCAUGAUGUUCACCUUUAUAUCAAAGUUUGCUACCGGGGGCUCAAGAGAAGCACAAAAGCUGCAUUUUAUAGCAAUAUCCAUUUUUUCACACACCUUGGCUUCCAAGUUGAGUUUUGCUUGCUUCCAUCGAUGUGAUUUUAAUUUCACUUGCCAAAAAGUUUUCAUUCAGAAGUUCCUUCUUUCAUUUUUAAAACUCGUCACAACAUUCGACUCGGUGAGUCUCCGAGAGAGCGAUCGACAUCACUGCCAGAAUGCGUUUCACCUUUCUUUCGGACUCGGGUUCCACGAGAAAGCCCCAGGCUGGGACCUUCGGGGCAAGCAACAACAAAAAAAAUUUUGAACCGCAGUGUGACCGACCCACAAAAAUGUAAUCUGUGUGUGCUUCUGGCCGAGACGCAAUGCGCAGCAAAAAAUUAUGCAUAAGAGUGCUAGUCAUUUUUUUUUCUCUUGCUUCUGCAGAGAAACCAUUCUCUAGUUGUUCCUCCUGUGCUGGCAAAAUGACAUGUGAUGAGGCAAAAAAAAAGUAGACUGAAUAUUUAGCGUCUAAUGGUGUGUACAGAAUUGGCAGUGAUGUAGAAGGAAUAAAGUUUUAAUUUCCAUCUCACCC